AUGAGCGCCGAACCAGACACCCCACCCCCCUCCGGACCUAACGGCCAAGCAGGAGCAGCACCAGGCGACGCCCGCGACCCCAGCGGCUUUCUCAGCGAAAUCAUCGGCGCCCCCGUGACGGUGAAGUUGAAUUCGGGGGUGGUUUACAGAGGAGAAUUGCAGUCGGUAGACGGCUACAUGAACAUUGCGCUCGAGGACACGAAGGAGUAUGUGGAGGGGAAGCUGAGGCGGAAUUAUGGGGAUGCGUUUGUGAGGGGGAAUAAUGUCAUGUACAUCUCUGCGGAUGCGGCUUCACAAUGA
Zasmidium cellare ATCC 36951 is the source of this 300-nucleotide messenger RNA. RefSeq lists its product as uncharacterized. Gene Ontology annotation, cellular component: U4/U6 x U5 tri-snRNP complex; P-body; sno(s)RNA-containing ribonucleoprotein complex. The transcript is spliced from 3 exons. The record is from RefSeq and is a predicted model, not a curated record. Gene Ontology annotation, biological process: maturation of SSU-rRNA; mRNA splicing, via spliceosome. Gene Ontology annotation, molecular function: RNA binding. Bases 1 to 300 code for a protein of 99 amino acids. NCBI's taxonomy places the organism in Eukaryota, Fungi, Ascomycota, Dothideomycetes, Mycosphaerellales, Mycosphaerellaceae.